Molecule: messenger RNA, 1681 nt
Organism: Balearica regulorum gibbericeps (East African grey crowned-crane)
Lineage: Eukaryota; Metazoa; Chordata; Aves; Gruiformes; Gruidae
Source: RefSeq, a predicted model, not a curated record
CAGGAAACUUUGCUGGCUAUAACUGUGGUGACUGCAAAUUUGGCUGGACCGGCCCCAACUGCAACGUGAGGAAGCCACCAGUUGUCAGGAAGGAUGUCCACUCCCUGACGGCAGAGGAAAGAGAGCAGUUCUUCGAUGCUCUAGACCGUGCGAAGACAACCAUUCACCCAGACUAUGUAAUUGCAACUCAGCACUGGUUAAGUCUGCUUGGCCCCACCGGAGAGGAACCGCAAAUUGCCAACUGUAGUAUUUAUAACUACUUCGUUUGGCUCCAUUACUACUCAGUCAGAGACACGCUAUUAGGACCUGGCCGUCCCUUCACAGGUAUCGAUUUCUCCCAUCAAGGACCUGCCUUUGUUACUUGGCAUAGGUACCAUUUGCUGCUGCUGGAGAGAGACUUGCAGCGACUGAUGGGCAACGACUCCUUCGCGCUGCCCUACUGGAACUUCGCCACGGGUAGAAACGAGUGCGACGUCUGCACGGACCAGCUCUUCGGAGCAUCGUGGCCAGAUGACCCGGGGCUGAUCAGCUUGAGCUCCAGGUUCUCCCAGUGGCAAAUAGUUUGCAACAGCUUGGAUGACUACAACCGCCUGGUCACACUGUGCAACGGGAGUGAUGAAGGGCCACUGCGGCGGAGGCCGCCCGGGGGGUCCAGCGAGCAGCUGCCCACCGCAGAGGACGUCAGGAGGUGCCUUUCCCUGCAGGAGUUCGAUAGCCCCCCCUUUUUCCGCAAUUCCAGUUUCAGUUUCAGGAAUGCGCUGGAGGGCUUUGAUAAACCAGGUGGAGCCCUUAAUUCACCAAUGCUGAGCCUUCAUAAUUUGGCUUUUUUCAGCGUUCUCCCUCAUGCAGCCGCCAAUGAUCCCAUCUUUGUGGUUCUUCACUCCUUUACCGAUGCCAUCUUUGACGAGUGGAUGAAGCGGUUUAACCCCCCUGACAACGCCUGGCCGGAGGAGCUGGCCCCCAUCGGCCACAACAGACUGUAUAACAUGGUCCCUUUUUUCCCUCCUGUGACCAACGACGAGCUCUUCCAAACGGCGGAGCAGCUUGGCUACACCUAUGCCAUUGACCUGCCAGGUUCACUUGAAGAAACCCAAGUGUGGGCUGUCAUGGUUGGAUCCACAGUUGGAGGAGCACUUACAGCUCUGGCCACGCUGGUUCUGCUGCUUGUACUUUUCCAGCACCGAAGGCAGAGAAGAGGCUUUGAACCACUGAUGAAUGUGAGCUUCAGCCCCAAAAAGUACAUGGAAGAGGCGUAAUGCCCUCACUUUGUUUCUUUGCUUAUUCUCGUAGGAAAUGAUUGCUUUGUUGAGAUCUUAGCUGAGAGUUUAUCACACGCUCCUUUGGCAGCUGACUACAUUGUUCUCAUUUGGGUUUUCCUGUUAUCUUGUGAAUUGUAAUAUAUGAAGUCUCUGGGUACAUCUGUGCAAGGCCCAAGACAGGCCAGACUUUUCUUAUUACCAACCAUCAUCUGGAGUGUGUGACACUUGUAAGUCAUCCUCUAUAGAUUUAGGCAGCUGAGAAUCCAAAUAGAAGAAAAUCAACUUGAAUAACCAAGAUAAUUUUUGCCUCAGUGUGUUUUUUAUUUCAUUUAGCAGCUCUAAGAUAUGCUGAAAGUUAUUAACUCUACAUAUAUAUUUGAACAACAUAGUAUUUUACAGUUAUCAAUAAAUAUUCUGAAUAA